AUCUCAGGAUUAUGACGUAGAAGUAAAUAACGCACUCGCGCGAUCUUUGAUUUCUGCAUCGUUUUCUCGACAGAACAAUAGAUCCGUUUGAAAAAUGUCCGAUUUGAUACACGGCGAUGUCCGCGAGAAUAAGGAAACCGAUGUCGAUGCGGUGAUGGAGAUUUAUUCUGAGCUUUCGGAAAUACACGAAGAAGAUGAUCAUGAAAGGUCCAACAACGCAGCUGUGGGGACAAUGACAAUGGCAGAGAAACAUGUCGAACUCGUCCAAAAUUCAGCAAGGAUCAGCGGUAAGGAUCCGGUAGCGAUGAAUGCCGCGGACACCGCCGGUUCUCUGCGUGCAGACGAAUACUGCACGACCGGAUUACAUGGCGAGGUAAAUUUGGGGUUUAAAGUUGAGAGCGAUGAAGAUGAUGACUUUCAUUUUACGCAGCUUGUUCGGUCUAGAAGCGAUGAUCUGCUGGAGAUUCAACGUCUGAAUAUGACGAGAGAGAUCGUUGAAAAUCUCGAGGAUUCGCCGUCGGCAGUGAGUGAGGUAAACGCACGGGACUUCGUAGGAAUCCAGCAACCGACCUCGCAAGAGCAGUUCAAAUUGGAGGGCAGCUCGUGCACGGACUCUCCGGGGUUGGCGAGCCAGGAGGGCGGGGCCUACGAAACAGGCACCGAGGAUGAUGAGGAUUACUACAUCGAAACAGACGGCGACGUUCGAAUAGCGCUGAUUGAGGAGGAAUACGUUGACAGAAUGACCUUGCUAGAGAGUCGUAACUACGAUCUGGAAGUGGUUCUACAUCGUCUGACGACCGCCAUAGAACGGCUCCUGAGUUUGCAGGAUGCAGAUAUGCCGAACGGGGAAACGGAUGAGGUCCCUGGGUCAGAAAUGAGAACUGAGGUGGAAGCCGACGAAUUCAAUGAGGAGUCAAACCCGGAAAUGGGGGAUAUUGAUUCCAGAAAAGCUGAAAUCCAAGAGGCCGCUAACGAUUCCGAAAAAAUCGAAAGCGCAACUGGAGAUACAACGGACAUUGGACAUAAUACUGCAAAGGACAGCGACGCGUUGACUGACUGUAAUGACACAACUGAUGCUCCUGAAAAUGCAUCGAACCCUCACAAAGAUACUGCGGGGCCUACCGAAGAUACUAUAGAUGGUGAAAUGACAACUGUAAAGACGGAGGCUUUGAUUGACAGCACUGCUCACGUCGUAUCGAGGAACAUCUGUAUUGAUCUCUUCAUCGAGUUUCAGAAGAGACUUGCCAUGUUCGCAGGGGAACUUAAAGGGGUACUGACUUGUAGCGAUGUUGCAAUUCGUCACGCGCGUAUAUUCCACGAAUGGGGUAAGAGCAAACAACUUCUGAGCGAACAGCUGCAGCAUGAAAGGAAGAAGAUGAUGUCUUAUAUCGAGGAGCGCGAGAAGACAAUGACUGUGGUCCGGGACCAGUUCAAGAAGGAGCUUGAGGAGCAGGGGACAAAACUCGAGAAUCUAGUCGAGGAGAUGACCAAGUACCAGAACCUGAUGGACACCUCAGAUAACUUGCUCAAAGAUAAAGGUGUCGUGGUCGAGUAUAGCCAACGUCGAGCAGUUGCGGAGAGUCUGACGGAAGUGCUGCUCAAGAGGAGGCUGGACGAGGAGCGCUCAAUCAUCCUCGACCUAACCAAGCAGUCCGAGAUCUCGAUGAUGAAGCUGUUCAUUAUGCAUCAGCAGAACUGCAUCCAGGACCUACAGAUUCAGAAUCGUGAGCAGCGGGCCAUCAUUGAGGGGCUGAUGGGACCGGACGACACGGAGGAUGACGAACCUACAGACACCGAUCCUACUAGUACCCCAGUAAGCGUCCGGUACCCCGCAGAGCACAGGUACCCCGGAAAGAUGCCCGAUUCGAGAUGUUCUGAACAGAGGUAAGGACCAGUCCAUUAGUCUGGUCUCUGACGUGCUGUACUGCGAUCGCAGCCAAUACCUACCGGGAAUAAGCACCGACGGCGACAUCGCAACGAUUCAAGCUUACAAUCUAGGUGGGGCCGCUGAUGACGUCACAGGCGGUGCAAGUGUGGAGGUGGUGUUCGACCCACUUGACGUCGACUACGUCAGACGUCAGUGUCGUCAGGCUGAGGAAACAGAGCGACGAGUACUGGAAGAACACGUCACGGUAACGGGUGAAUGCAUACCGGACAGCGAUGACGGCCGGACUACGCCAGAAACAGAUCGCGGCGUUAUGGUGUUCCAGGACGGGGUCCAGCCCCUGAACAUAGAACCCUAUCUGAGAAAAAGGGCAGCAGAGGAGAGACUCCUGUCGUUAGCACCGCCACAUGAUGCCAUUGGUGACGGUAAUGACGUAACUGCCAGGAAAGACGUAGAUGUUCAGGACGUUGCGCUGGUGGAAUCCUGUCUUGUAAAAUAGUGAUGUCAGUGCAAACUACGCAAUAUAGCUUUGAAAGAUCACAUUUUUCACACAAACGUUUCCAUGUUUAUAACAUCAUGUUAAAUCAAAAUACGUUCUUCUAAAUGUAAAAAAAACGGAGAGGUUUUUCUGUACCCAUCACAAUCUGAACACAUUUUCUGUGAAUCAUACAUAUGUAUCGAAUGCAGUCUGUGAUAUACAAUACAAUAUUAUUUUAGACCAUUCACAUUCAUAACACUUAAAAAAUAACAAAAUAUAUCAUAUUCAUCAUCCGUGUGUUAAAAAUAUUUAAUGUAAACAUGUUAUAAGUCAUUUUAAGCGUUAGUAUGUUCGUAUGAAUGAAUACACGGACACUCGAAGCGUUUAUUUUUGCGCGGUACGAAAUGACGAUCGUUCAUGUAUUUGUAUAUCAAUUUAAAUACUGUCAAAUGCAUGCUUACUUAAUUGUUAGAAUCGCGUGAUUUUUGCUUGCUUUUGCUUUAGAUACUAAAAAGUUUUGUAAUGAGUAUCAUUUAACUAAUGUAUUGUCUAUUCAUUUGUAUUGUUAUCGCUGUAUUUGUUUAUUUAACAUAAGUGGCGAAGAACAAGACUGUGAUAUUCAUGGCACUGUGAUAUCCUCUAUAUAUAAUUUUUAAAUGUUGAUCAGGGGCUAAACAACCGUUGUAUCUGAUGAACAUUAAUUUCCUCUCAUUUUCGUGUUUUUAAUAGUAGACGCUCAUUUUAAUGAAGAUUUAUUUUUUAUAAUCAUAACAUAUUUGAUCUAAAUUGUAUUUGAAAACCAUGUACCAGUUUAUUAAAAAUGCGUUUCGUUAUUGUUUUAUAUUCAUGUUAUAUAUUAAAUUCUUAAUGUUUAUAUAUGUAUAUGUUUAUCCGUCUCUCUUUCCUUGAUAUUUCAUGGCAAAUGUUUUAUUCGUGUUAAUACAAUUUGAAGCAUUCUGUUGAAUAUCGUUAGUGUUUAAUAAAUUUUGUUCACUCCGUA
This is a messenger RNA of Dreissena polymorpha, 3363 nucleotides long. RefSeq lists its product as uncharacterized. The transcript is spliced from 13 exons. NCBI's taxonomy places the organism in Eukaryota, Metazoa, Mollusca, Bivalvia, Myida, Dreissenidae. The coding region runs from base 95 to 1888 and encodes 597 amino acids. The record is from RefSeq and is a predicted model, not a curated record.